UUAAUGUUUAAUUUGUGUUAAUGAGUCACAAUGUCAACAUGUGUUUAGAUGUACAGGAAUAUUUAAAUAUUUCUAACAAUAGAGCGGCAUCUGGGGGUCGGAGGGUGUAAUUCCUCCCGACUACCACAGAUAAUGCUUAGGAAAAUCUUACUGCUUAGGAAAAUCUUAUUUUAACAUAUAAAGUUCUACUUCCAUCCAUCCAUCCAUCAUCUACCGCUUACAUGAAUAUGAACGUCUGUAAAUACACGAUCCUCAAUACUCGUUAAAUGUUAAGGUGAAGCUCAACGUGACUCUGUGAUUGGUUUUUGCUCUACGCAGAUAAGCCCCAUAGGUAGGGGGAGGAGUAGAACGGGAGGCGGUCAGAGCUGCGCAUUUGCACAGGCAGCAGGGAGAUCGAGGAGAGAGGGAGAGAGGGAGAGAGAAGGAGGACAAGAUGAGGAGCGGAGCUUCAGAUUCAGCAGUAGUUGGGAUUAAUAAAAUCCACACCAGGAUGGCAAGAGUCAGCGCGGAGGAUAACCCCGAGGAGGAGACCGAUGAAGCAUGAAGGAGGAGGCUCCACAGACGUGCUGCAUCACCCCAACAUGGAGGCGUAGCACCCUGUAGAGGGGGAGACAGAAAGAAACAGAGAGAGGAGAGAUCAGUUCGUUGUAGACGAGAGGCAGCAGCAUCAUCAUCACCAUCACCCGUCCGUCCAGCCUGAGUGGAGAGGAGGAGCAGGAGGAGGAGGAGGAGGAGGAGGAGGAGGAGGAGGACAGAGCUGGAGACAUGGGCUCCCAGCUGGUGCAGACCCUGCGUCAGGGAGUCUGGGCAUCUCUGACCGGGGGCUGGUACCACGAACCGGAUCAGAACAAAUUCAACAACUCCUGCCACCUCUAUCUGUGGUUAUUUCUCCUCAUGUUGCCUCUGUCUCUACAUCUGGCCCUGCCACCGACCACCGUGGCUUUGAGCAUCUACUGCAGCUCCAUCACCGUCUUCUUCAUCCUCAUCAAGGUGGCCAACUAUCGGCUACACCUGAUGUUUGAUGACGGCGAGGCUCUGGUCCGCAGCAGUCUCUCUGACCUCAGCAAGGCCCAGGAGAAGAAGAGUAACGCCUCGGAGUCCUGCCUGCCUGCCAACCUCAGGAAGAGCAGCACAGUCCCAGACAGUGUUGCUAUGACGAUGUUGGCUCGUAAACGUCCCAGCCCAGUGAUCCAGGUGACAGUGAAACAGACAGAAACCAAUCCGGGACUGAUCGGCGUGGAAUGUUCAAAGUCUGACGAGGGGGAGACGUUGGAAGAGCAGGGGGAGUGUGAUGCAGAGGAGAAACAUGCUGAGGAUGGACAGAACCAAAGCCCAGAACCAUCUCCAGAUGAUCUGUCCAGCCCCAACCCUGACCAGGCCACACCGCUGCUGCAGGCUCAGCAGAGGCCUCCAUCCAGGGCUGGGAGAGAGGAGGUGGGAACCACGGGGAAAAUGGAGGAGGAGAUAAGUGAGAAUGGAUCUACGAAGGAAAGGAUGGAAGUCAAGGAGCCGUCAGAGCCAGAGUGUACUGCUGACAAAGUCUCCGAACUGGAUAGAACGGAGGAGAAGAAGUGGGAGGACAACGAGACUGGAGACAUGGAGACAGCUGAUGAAGGUCUGCCUCCGUCCAAGGAGAGUGGAGAAGACAGUGAGGAGGAGGAUGAGGAGGAGGAGAGUGAUGGACAGAAGGAGCUGCCGGAUGACAACAACAACUCACUGGAGACGUCCAUGGAGAACCGGGAGAAUUUCGUUGAAAUCCCAGAACUUCCUCUACAGGAGGAGCAGGAAGAAGAGAAGUACUGUUCUGAUGAGAUAGAAGUGGUUCUGAUAGACAACUCUGGUCCAGGGUCGGCGUCCACUCACCUGGACGAGAGCGACACAGUCAAGAUCAUCAUCACCAUGAGCUGUGACCCUCAGACCGCCGCUCAGCUGGAGGAGAGCGUGAAGCAGAGCAUUCUGGAGAACGCCCAGGCUCAAAAGGAAGCAGGAGAAUGUCACAUUAAAAUCCCUGUCAUCACCUUUGACUCCCCCGAGGACGAGAAGCAGGAGGUGGAGGGGGGGGCGGACGAGGUGAAGACAGAGUCAGAGGACGACCAGACGCCCAAACAUCAACAGGAAACCAGUCAGAGCGAAGAGUUUCAUCUUUGUAAAGAAGCCUCCAGCCCUGACUCCCCCACCCUGGAGCAGCCCCCUCCAGGCCAGGAGCAGCUGGUUGUUCAGACGACCAAUGACAGCUCACCCAGCCCUCAGCUGACCAAUGACAACAGCUCCUCAGGUAUCGACGUCCACUCCCACCCUGACGACACGGACCCUCUGGACAUCAACGUAGAUCCACAGGGCUUCCUACGUCUGCCCCCGGCUGUGGGCCGUUACGGACCCGGUGGACGGACUCACAUCCGAGGUCUGAGCAUGGACAGCGGGAAGGACGCGGUGCUGCUUUCUGACCGCUCACAUAACACGACCAUGACCAGUUCCAAGUCAGACCUGGAAGCAAAGGAGGGCCAGAUUCCAAACGAAUCCAACUUCCUGGAGUUUAUUUCCUUGUUGGGGUCCCUCAGCACCAGAGGGUGUGGGGCCAGCACACAGGAAGUAGAAGGUGUGGAAGCCAACCAGGAAGCUGGAGCAGCAAAGGAAGAGAGCGUGUGUGUGACGUCCAGACCUGAGGACACGACGAAUCAUCCUAAAACUGAAGACAGAGCAGAGAGACCCAAACCACCCACCAGUCUGCAGACUGACACCCUACAGACUGGACCUCUCACUAAUAUUCCCAUAGUCUCUCCUGACGGCUACAGUCCACAGACGGACAGGGAGAAGGACCCAGACUACGACUCUCUGCCCUCACAGACCUCCCAGUCUGAGAGCUCCAUGCUGCAGGUCAUCUGCAGACCAGAGGCCACCAACAAAGAAGAAGCCUACACCUUCCACACCGUCCACAGAGACAGACCUCGGAAACUGUACGCCGAGAGAGCCUUGAACCUUCCUCUGGGGGCGGAGCUCAUCACUGGGAACGUGGGUGACCUGCUGUCCACUUCCUCCAACUCUGAGUGUCAGGACGGGCCGGUCGGGGGUCACACUGACUGUCCUUUCCAGCGACGCAUCAUCCCUGCUCACCGGCUGAGACCACGGAGGACACACCCCGAGAUCUUCCAGGAAGAAGACUCGUUGGACGAAUCGUCAGAAACGUCCACUCAGGAAAAACCCAGCAAGAAGAUUUACUACAAACUGGAACUGUUCCCUGGGAAGUGGAUCAACAUUUUAUAUGACAGGCUGACUUUACUGGCCCUGCUGGACAGGAAUCGGGAUGUUCUGGAGAACGCCGUGGCCGUCCUCAUGGCCUUCCUGGUUUCUUUCCUGGGUUUUGUUCUUCUCAACCAUGGCUGCUUCAAAGACUUCUGGGUUUUUCAGUUUUGUCUGGUCAUCGCCAGCUGCCAAUAUUCUUUACUAAAGAGUGUUCAACCAGAUGCUGCUUCACCGACACAUGGUCAUAACCAGCUGGUGGCCUACAGUCGAGCAGCGUACUUCUGUAUCUUCUGUGGGCUGAUCUGGCUGCUGGAGCAGCUGCUGAGGCGGACGGACCUGCCCGUGUCCUCGCUCUACGGCGUCACCAUCGUCUGCCACGACGCACUGAGUUUCCUGCGAGACGUGUUAGUGGGUCUCACCUACUGCUUCCCCAUCAUCUUCUUGGUGGGCCUCCUACCUCAGAUCAACACCUUCACCAUCUACCUGCUGGAGCAGAUCGACAUCCAUUUUUUUGGAGGGACAGCUGCCACCAGUCUCAUCUCCGCCGUCUACAGCAUCGUCCGCAGCCUGGUGGCGCUGUCUCUGCUUUAUGGCUUCUGCUUUGGAGCAUUGAAGGAGCCCUGGGAUGAGCAGCACACUCCAGCUCUGUUCUCUGGUUUCUGUGGUCUCCUGGUGGUCUUCUCCUACCACCUGAGUCGACAGAGCAGCGACCCGUCCGUCCUGCUAUCUCUGAUCAAGUCCAAGAUGAUGCCUCCGCUGGUGGAGGGUGAAGAAGAGGAGGAGGAAGGAGCAGACAUUAAAGACCCGCUGCCUGAGCAGCUGCAGAACUCCAUGAAGGAGAUUCUUCUGUCAGACGUGGUCGUCUGCUCUGUGACCUACAUCCUCACCUUCGCCAUCACAGCCAGCACUGUGUUUCUGUCUCUGAAGCCCUUUGUGACCAUUGUGCUGUACGCUCUGGCUGCUACGGUGGGGUUCGUCACCCACUACCUCAUCCCUCAGCUGAGGAAACAUCACCCCUGGUUGUGGAUCUCACAUCCUGUCCUUAAAACUAAAGAAUAUCAUCAGUUUGAACCGAGAGAGGAUGCUGUGCUGAUGUGGUUCGAGCGUCUGUACGUUGGUCUGCUCUUCUUUGAGAAGUAUCUGGUUUAUCCUGCCAUCGUUCUGAGCGCACUGACCAACGACGGCUUCGCCCUGAGUCACCGCAAAAGACUUGGAAUCCACUGUGACGUCCUCCUGACCACAGUCGCUGGUCUGAAACUCCUGCGCUCGUCCUUCUGUGACCCCAGCACACACUUCCUCACUCUGCUCUUCACGCUCAUCUUUUUCCACUUUGAUUGUCCACAUGCCUCUGAGAGUUUCCUGCUGGACUUCUUCAUCAUGUCCGUCCUGUUCCACAAGAUGCGUGAGCUGCUUCUGAAGCUCCAUUUUAUCCUGGUUUACAUCGCCCCCUGGCAGAUCGCCUGGGGCAGUGCUUUCCAUGCCUUUGCUCAGCCGUUUGCAGUGCCUCACUCAGCCAUGCUGCUGCUUCAGACUCUCCUCACCACCGUCUUUUACACGCCACUGGCUCCGUUCCUGGGCAGCGCCAUCUUUAUCUCCUCUUAUCCGAGACCCAUCAAGUUCUGGGAGAGAAACUACAACACAAAGAGAAUCGACAACUCUAACAGCAGGCUGGUGUCUCAGGUGGACAAAGAGACCGGUUGUGAUGACAACAACCUGAACUCCAUAUUUUACGAGUACCUGACCCGAUCACUGCAGCACUCACUGUGUGGCGACCUCCUGCUGGGCCGAUGGGGCAACUGCAGCGCCGGGGACUGUUUCAUUCUGGCGUCCGACUACCUCAACGCCCUGGUCCACCUGAUCGAGAUCGGCAACGGUUUGGUGACCUUUCAGCUGAGGGGUCUGGAGUUCAGAGGUACCUACUGUCAGCAGCGGGAGGUUGAAGCCAUCACAGAAGGUGUGGAGGAGGACGACGCCUGCUGCUGCUGUGAACCUGGUCACCUGCCACACAUGCUCUCAUGCAACGCCGCCUUCAACCUGCGCUGGUUGGCCUGGGAGGUGACGGCCACCAAAUACCUGCUGGAGGGUUACAGCAUCAGUGAGAACAACGCUGCCACCAUGCUGCAGGUCUAUGACCUGCGCAAGCUGCUCAUCACCUACUACCUGAAGAGCGUCAUCUACUACCUGGUCCACUCUCCUAAACUCUCCACCUGGCUGAAAGACUCCAACAUCCAGGAGGCGCUGCAGUCUUACACCAAGUGGCACCACAUCGAACGUGACCCUCAGGUCUUCAGCGUGAAGAUCGAUGAAGACUACGUUCACUGUCUGCAGGGCGUGACCAGAGCCAGCUUCUGCAACAUCUACCUGGAGUGGAUUCGGUUCUGUGCUGGAAAAAUGGAGACGCCUGUGGACUGUGAUGAAGAUUCUCCUCUGGUCACUCUGUCCUACGCUCUGUCUGUUCUGGGGAGAAGAUCUUUAGGAACAGCCUCACACAACAUGUCCAACAGUCUGGAAUCCUUCCUCUACGGCUUCAACACUCUCUUUAAGGGAGACUUCCGCAUCGCCACCAAGGACGAGUGGGUCUUUGCAGACCUGGACCUUCUACAGAAGGUGGUGGCUCCUGCCGUCAGGAUGAGCCUCAAACUGCAUCAGGAUCACUUCACCUGUCUGGAGGAGACGGAGGAGGCCUCCAUCCUGUACGAGGCCAUCACCAACUACCGCAGCAGCCUGGUCAUCUGCCACGAGAGCGACCCGGCGUGGAGGAAGGCGGUUCUGUCCAGCCGCGACACGCUGCUCACGCUGAGACACAUGAUCGACGACGGCACGGACGAGUACAAGAUCAUCAUGUUGUACAAACGACACCUGAGCUUCAAGGUCAUCAAGAUCAACAAGGAAUGUGUGCGAGGUCUGUGGGCGGGGCAGCAGCAGGAGCUGGUGUUUUUACGGAACAGGAACCCAGAACGUGGAAGCAUCCAGAACUCCAAGCAGGCACUGAGGAACAUGGUCAACUCAUCAUGUGACCAGCCGCUGGGCUAUCCCAUGUACGUGUCUCCACUGACCACGUCCUACGCCGGAACUCACCGCACGCUGCGCAACAUCGGGGGAGGAGCUCUGAGUCUGGACGUCAUCCGCUCCUGGCUCUGCUCCAAAUGGUUACGGGUUCGUAAAGACAACCUGACGAGCUGUAACAGUGGCGUUAACAUGGAGGACGUGGACUGUGGGGCCGGAGGAUCGUCUUCUCUGAGUCAAAACCGUCCGUCAUCUGUGACGUCCAACAGUCUGAGUCUGUACCAGCAGCACAGAGCCAGGACCACACACAGCCACAGACACCACAACUCAGCCAGAAGAGAAUAUCGCAGCCGGUCCGUUCAGCCUCAGAGUCAACGUCCUCCUGUCAGCAGCCAAUCAGGGCCCAUCGUGGACCCAGGCUCCACCCACGGCCUGGUCCAACGCCUGUCCAACAGCCAGCUGUCCUUCAACACAUCCAUAGCUUCUAUUUUCUCCCAGGUCCCUCGUCUGUCAGGAGCAGGUGGGAUCAGCUCACAGCUGCAGACGGCACAGAACCCCCAUCCGUCCAGUCAGGUGUCCUCGUCCUCGUCCACGCUCAGCCUGCUGUUUGGGAAGCGCAGCUUCUCCAGCGGCCUGGUCAUCUCUGGACUGUCCGCGGCCGAAGGAGGAAACACCACCGACACUCAGUCCUCGUCCAGCGUCAACAUCGCCAUCGGGCCGUCGCACAGGUCCAGCAGCAGAGCCACACAGUGGACGUCGGAACCCUACGAGAGCAUCGACGUCUCCUCGUCCCACGUCACCGUAGCUGUGAAGGACGGCACUCCGUCAGUGGACGGAGGCUGCAGCCUGGGGUCGGAGAGGAACCAGGAGGACUCAGGUUCAGCUUCAGCCGCAGCUCCAGAGAAAACAGAACAGAAGACCGUCUGACACACACACACACAGACACACACCUGAUCUACAGAGAGGACUGUAUGAAACGUUACACACACAGACACACACACACACACUCCUGCCUCCUGUUCCUCAGCAUGUGGCCUGAAUGUAA
Messenger RNA from Cynoglossus semilaevis (tongue sole), 7291 nucleotides. It is a transcript of the gene pcnx2, whose product is annotated as pecanex 2. The coding region runs from base 766 to 7173 and encodes 2135 amino acids. The transcript has 40 exons. The record is from RefSeq and is a predicted model, not a curated record. Gene Ontology annotation, cellular component: membrane. Lineage: Eukaryota; Metazoa; Chordata; Actinopteri; Pleuronectiformes; Cynoglossidae.